Molecule: messenger RNA, 2952 nt
Organism: Sclerotinia borealis F-4128
Lineage: Eukaryota; Fungi; Ascomycota; Leotiomycetes; Helotiales; Sclerotiniaceae
Source: the annotation of a GenBank genome assembly
AUGUCGUUACUAUUGAUCGGAGAGACCAACUCGGAGGCGACACGUCGUCUUGGGUUUGAUCCCACCAAGGAGCCUCCAGACUGGUAUCGAAUGUCCAGGUCCGAAAGAACCAGUCGCGGCAGAGCAUGGCUGAAUUCCGAACCUCUUUGGAAAACGGAGAGUAGGAUGGGACCUGUACUCGAAUGGAGGGGAAUCAAAGUGUUGGGAGUAGGCGGCAACGGAACCGCAGGACAAUGGCAAUUGCGUCACGGGAGACCUCCUGUAGGCGAACCGGGCAGAGUGCCAUUCAAGACUUGCGUCGUGAAACAACAAGCGGGAGGACAUGGCGAUAUGAGAAAUGAAGCAAAGACAUACGAGUUGCUGCGGCAUAUUCCAUCUCAACAUCUGGUGAAAAUGUAUCGGAAAAUGUAUCGCGAUGAAGGACUUAAUACCCUACACGCGGAUAGGAAAGGUCCUGUGAGCAGAAUCUACCUAGAACAUUGUGAGCGGGGGGAUCUGAUGGACGCGAUAAGAGGUCACUUUUUGCAAAGACUGUAUUUUGAGGAAUUCGAAGUAUGGGAUGUGUUCCAUUGCUUAAUCCGCGGCAUAUACGCUAUGCAUUAUGGACAUGAAGAUCUUAACAGGGCACGAUGGGAACGAGAUGAGAUAGUCCAUUUUGAUCUCAAAGCGACAAAUGUUUUCUUGGCUGCGGCCCAGACGGACGAAGAACACAAGGGAGCUCCUGUACUCAAGAUUGCCGAUUUCGGAAGUGCCGCCGAGGUACGCGUGGAGCAAGAUCUCGCUUACAAUUUCCACUACAGGUUUGAUGGCACGCAGAGGUACAAACUACCCGAACAACUUAGAACUCGACGAGUUCCACUUCAGCGACCUUGGAUGGAAAAAGGUUUGAAAUCUAUGCGCGAGGCAGGCGAUGGAAAUGUCCUCAACAAUCUUCGCUAUGGCACUGCCUCCAACGUGUGGCAUCUUGGACUCAUCAUGUGGCAGAUGAUCAAUUGUACUGAAUGGUCCGAGGAUGGCAGCCAACAAAAGAUUUAUCACUACAUGGGCGACAUCGCUUGGGAAGACGAUAGUGAAUAUCGACCUGGCGGCCGUGAAAGAUUUGAUCUUAAACUAUUUCGAGUGCCGCAAACGUGGCUAGGCAUAAAUGAAGAGGCAGGGGGGGUGGAUACUCUUGCUACGCAAGACGAUAUUAACUAUUGGAACGGGGAAUGGGACGAGAUACCAUUCGACCCCGACGCCGAGCCAGACGAGUCAGAAGAACGACGCGAGGCGAGGAGAAUAUUCAAUGGAGUAGAGAACAAUGCGAGGGCAGCCUUUCGCGCAAAACGAAAAUACAGCGACGAACUACACAAACUGGUGAUGGAUUGUUUGAUCGUGCAGCAGGAGGGCCGCAUACACAUCGAAGACCUUUACGAAACAACCCUCAAGUUCAAAAAAAUGUGGGUUGAAAAAGUCGGACCCGACCAACCACCCCCCUAUUUCCCCGAACCUGCACUCGGGCCACUGCCACCGCCUUGGGAUGAUACCACGACCCAGCCUGGCUUGGGUCUCGGGGCUCCUGUCCCGGAGCAUCUUCAAUCAUAUAUCCUCCCUGAAUUUGAGCUCUUUUUCGCGAACUUGGAACAUGACAAGGCGCAAUUGGCUCGCGAGUGGGCGAGGGAUAAUCCGAUUGAGAAUGUGUCUGAUGCGGAUGAUAACUUGGUAGCAGGACUCAUAUUGAGGAAUCGAAGGCAUUGGAAUGAUUAUGCAAAGGCUAUGAGCGCUUAUCAGGGACAGAGAGCGAGACCCGUGUACGAAGAUCCGCCGCCGUUUCCAGAGGGGCUUAAACUUGGUACUGAAACUGGAGAUCAAGGUGGUGGUGAAGGGGGAGAAGGUGAAGGGGGAGGAGGUGGAGGUGAACGGGGAGAUGGAGGUGGAGGAGGUGGAGAUGGAGGAGGUGGAGAUGGAGGUGAAGAAGGAGGAGGAGGAGGUGGUGGAGACAGACCAACCUCCCGACGCCCUUUACACAAAGGCGAACGACAAGUACCCGUACCCUCUCCCAAAAAAUCCAAAGAACCAUCUGACUUUGACGCCGACGAUGACGACGCCACGCCCAGCUAUUUAAAAAACUUCAGAUCUACGCCCUCGUACAUGAGAGGGAAAAACCCCCUGUCUGGAGAUACAGAAGGCGGCGAGCCGUCACCGGCUGGAGAUGCUGGCGGAGGUCUGGGAGGGCUCCGAAAGAUCUUGAGUCAGAGGCGUGAGGAGAGUGAGAGAGAUUUGCGCUCUAGGAGUCGUAGGGCUAUGGAAUCGGAGGGGAUUUCGGGAAGUGGGUUGAAUCGGAGGAGAAGGGGUACUGGCAAGGAUAAAGAUAAAGAUGAUAAAAAGGAGAAGGAGGAGAAGGAGAGAGAGAGAAAGAGAGAUAAAGAAAUAAGAGACGAAGAGAGGAGAGAGAAAGAGAGGAGAGAGCAGGAGAGGAGAGAGCAAGAGCGGGAGAAAGAGAGAAAGAGAGAUAAAGAGAUACGAGACGAAGAGAGGAGAGAAAAAGAGAGAAGAGAGAAAGCGAAAGGUAAACACCCAGACCCAGACCCAGAUCCAGACCCCGACCCACCACCCCAAUGGCUCACCUUCCCCACCGGCCUCCAACCCAGCGUCAAAAAACCAAUCCUCCUCCGCGCUCUCAGCAUCCCGGAACUUAAAAACACCAUAAUGUUCUGCACCGUAGUCGAGAAAAGCGGCGAAAAAGAUAUCGUACGAGGUAUUAUCUAUCUCACCGGACUAAUGCCCACCACGACCGUGCUACAGAUAAAAGAGAUGUUGACCGAGGAAGCGACGGGGAUCCCUGUGGAUGAUAUGAAGUUGAUGGGGGAAGAUCGGUUGGGGGGUUUUCGGGAGUUUGAGGAUGAUGAGAUGAGGGGGGCGAUUUUUGCUAUUGAGCUUUUUGUUCAUGAUAUUACGAAGAUGGGUUAUUGA